AUGACGAAGUAUAAUAUGACACCAAGGUACCUCGUGUCUGCUUUGAAAGACAAAGACCCAGAAAAUUUCACGAGUAUUACCCAGAUAUACCGAGCUAGAACAACAUACAUAAUGGGCAAGAGAAGUGCAAUGACAGAAAUGCAAAUGUUAUUGAGCCUUAUUCACCAAGAGAAAUACAUGUGUUGGUCUGGAAAUAAGAAGAAUUCAGGUAUUGUGGCUGAUAUCUUCUGGACACACUCUGACUCUGUCAAGUUGUUGAAUAUGGUUCCUCUGGUGUUGAUUUUUGACUGCAUAUACAAAACAAAUAGAUACAAGCUACCACUGUUUGAGAUUGUUGGUGUUACAUCAACAAAAUUGACAUUUUUAGUUACUUUUUCAUAUUUGGAACAUGAAAGGGAGGAGAACUUCACAUGA
This is a messenger RNA of Vicia villosa (hairy vetch), 414 nucleotides long. RefSeq lists its product as uncharacterized. The transcript is spliced from 2 exons. The record is from RefSeq and is a predicted model, not a curated record. Lineage: Eukaryota; Viridiplantae; Streptophyta; Magnoliopsida; Fabales; Fabaceae. Bases 1 to 414 code for a protein of 137 amino acids.